Messenger RNA from Schistocerca nitens (vagrant locust), 5100 nucleotides. RefSeq names its product leucine-rich repeat and calponin homology domain-containing protein (gene Lrch). NCBI's taxonomy places the organism in Eukaryota, Metazoa, Arthropoda, Insecta, Orthoptera, Acrididae. Bases 1 to 3048 code for a protein of 1015 amino acids. The transcript has 18 exons. Gene Ontology annotation, molecular function: protein binding. The record is from RefSeq and is a predicted model, not a curated record.
AUGCGUGCCGCGGCGGUAUGCUCCUGCGCGCGACACCGGGGGCCCGUAAGCUCUCUGCCUAAUGAAUCCCCGCGCGGCGCGCGCCAGCAGCUGGCUGCUUUUAGAGAUGACUGCCCGCCGCGCCCGGCAGCAGCGCCAGCACCGGGAAAUGAAGGCCGCCACCCGCCUGCCUGCCUGCUUGCUGCCUACCUGAGCGCCGAGCAGACUUUAGGGGACGAAAUUUUUCCACUUGCGGGGACAAAAACACUCAGCAGAGGCCCUUCACCGUGCUUUGUUGUUGCAGCGACGAGGGGGAGGCACGUGGUGCGCACGGCGGGGUCACGCCCACGCCAUCGAUCAGCGACACGCGACUCCCAUCUGGCGCCCAGGGAACUCGUCUGGACGCCCCACCUGCCGGGGGCGCGCUGGCCCGGCAAGGCACCUCCGCCGCCCGUUCACAUUAUCAUAAACAACACACCACUCCACACCGGCUGGAACCCAGAAAAACGCUAUCGAAAUGUGCUGCAAGUGACCGACCGUCGCAUCCGCCCGCGAGAGAACAGACGCACCUGGCCGGGCAUCAGCGACCGUUCGGGCGGCGCGUUUUUGCCUGCUGGAACAGAAAAAGUGUGUCCGGCAUCGGCGGCGGCGGCGGCUGAUGUGAGUCACGGCAGUGGCGUCUCCCACGCCUCGCCUGCGGAGUGUAGCUGUGGCUGUAGCAGCGGCUCCUCGCCACCGCGGGCGUGCGGCGCGCUCUACCAGCCAAGCGGCAAGUUUGCGGCGCGCGUGCUGCUCAGCACCUGCACCGGCCAGAGAGACGUCUUUUCUGUUUCAGAUUUGUCCAAGAAUAGAUUCAGCGAGCUGCCAGUGGAAGUCACCGAGUAUUAUUCCUUAGAAAAGCUCAUUCUUUACCAUAACGCCAUCAAAUCUAUUCCGGAUUCGGUUGUAUAUCUACAGUCGCUGUUGUACCUUGACUUGAGCCGCAACCAGUUGAGCGUGCUACCGAGCUCACUGUGCCAGCUGCCGCUGGAAGUGCUGCUGGUGGCAAAUAACAAGCUGGUGUCUCUGCCCGAGGAGCUGGGUCGCAUGAAGACACUGGCUGCGCUCGAUGUCAGCUGCAAUGAAAUUUCGCACCUGCCCCAACAGAUUGGGGAGCUGCCCGCACUGCGUUCCCUCAACCUGCGCCGCAACAAGCUAGUCGACCUGCCACUCGGUUUGACAAAUCUCAAUCUGGAACGAUUAAAUUUAAGCGAAAACAGAAUCUCAACAUUACCAGCAGAGCUUCGCUUCAUGACAACAUUAGUUGAAUUGAUUCUUACCCAUAACCCUUUGAUUUCACCACCUGCAUAUUUGUGUACGAGGGGCCGUGUACAUGUAUUUAAGUACCUAGAGAAUCAAGCGUACAAAGGUGAUAAGAGAAAGGGCCUGCUGACUGACGAUAUCAGGAAGUUGCAGCAAAAAGUUGGCUACUUGUCAGAUUCUCGCCUCUCAAAUGGAUUUUCUGAUUUAAGGCAACGCCGUUAUAAUGUAGAUAGUGGCUACAGCACAAGUGAUGGAGGAUCUGAUAAACGAUGGUCCCAGGAAAUAAUUGUUGAGGAGGAGUGUGAUAAAAGUAAAGGCCUGUGGUCUCGCGCAGAUAGUCUUCCAAUACCUGUAAAACGCCGUGAUACCAAUGGUAGCUGUAGUGGUACAUCCACGCCUUCUACCAUCAGCCCAGGUGAUAACAUCAAUCUUGAGGAGGAAUUCAGCAAGAAUGUUUCUGUCUGUGAUGAAUUAGAAAGGAGAAAGACAGACAAAGUUCAGAGUGAUAAAGAAGAGGGCAAAAAUCUUGCUAAAGAUGGUGUAAAACCAAUGACUGGGAGUGGCACUAACAAAAUGGUGACAAAUGGUCCUGCCCAGUCGCCAUCCACAGAUGUCAUUGUCAACGGCAGUGGUGCAGUUGAAGACAAGCGGCCAUUGGAUCACAUACAGACAUACAGGGAAUACAAGGAAGCCCUCAGGCAACAGCGAGCUCUGGAUGGGCUGACUGUGUAUCGACCACGUGUUCCUGGAGAAGGUGGGCUGCAGCCAUUAAACAACAUGAAUCAGGAGGAAGAUCAUACAAAGAAUGAAGGGAACUUGCCAAAUAAUAAAAUAGAAAGCCUGAAGAACCAAGACAGCUCCGUUAAUAAGCGGCCAGUUCAGAAGGUUCCACCAUCCAGGAAUGGAGCAACAGUGACAUUUCAGGAUAAUCGUGUUGGGCAGGGAGGAACUGUGUUAAAUGGUACAUGGAGUGAUUAUGGAGGAAAAAGUGUUGUGCAAGAUACACAGGACACUUAUUACAUAAAACCAAACUCUCCCAUCAAGACUUCAACCAGUAUCACCCAAGUUCCUUCUUCAGCAUCACCAGGCAGUCCUAGGUUGGUUACUACAUCUUUAGGGUAUGUUGGCAACAUAGUUCCUGUUUCUACGAAUCAUCAUAACAGAUCAGCACCGACAGGAAAUGGCAGUGGAAGCCCCAGGUCACCAAAAAUAGGUACAAGUCGGACAGUCCCGUGGAACAGGGAUGUGGCACCAGAGAAACUCAGUUUUACUAUGAGGCGGGAAUUUGACAAGGCUCGUGAAGAGGCAGAACUCAUUGACCAGCUGAGGAGUCAUAUCGAGACGAGACUUAAAAUGUCACUUCCAGAAGACAUGGCUUCUGCACUGUCAGAUGGUGUGGUGCUGUGUCAUUUAGCAAACCAUGUCAGGCCCCGAUCUGUUGCCAGUAUUCAUGUGCCUUCUCCUGCUGUGCCGAAGCUGACAAUGGCAAGAUGUAGGAGAAAUGUGGAUAAUUUCUUGGAAGCUUGUCGCCGAAUUGGUGUUGAUGAGGAGGACGUGUGCUCUGUUGAGGACAUUGUUGGGCGUUUCAGAGUUGACGCAGUGUUGCACACAGUAGAGAGCCUAAUUGCCCGUGGAAGUCCACAUACCCCACUUAUUUGCUGUGCAUCAGAUGUGCUUGAGGGCAGAGGUUUGGUGCAAGUUGCUAUUACAGUAUCAGAACUCCUCAGGUUUCAUCAGCCUCGGUCACCAGCACACACAGCACCUUGAAUUACUGGGAGCACAGGUUAGGUGAAGAAAGAGUGUUUUACAUACUUCUUCCGAGAAUUUCUGCUGUGGCAGUACAGGGACCUAUCAAGUGAAUGUGAGAUACCAAGUCACAUCUACUACUUAUUACAAAGACAAUGUGCCAAAGAAUUUUUUGUCAUGGUACUAGCUGUACAGAUGUGUUAUUUAUAUGUUGUAAUUGUGUGAUUUUAUAAAAUAAUAUAUUGCCAUAGAUAAUUUUUAAAAUGAUGCUAUUAUUUUAAUAUGCAAAUGCAUGCAGUUUCCUAGUUUGGCUUAAUAGAGAAAUAAUGCUACAUUUUGAGCUUGAGUUAAAUUGUCAUUUUGUGAUGUAGCUACCGUUAUUAAAUAAUGACACUGAGGAUUUUACUAAAACGUUCUUCAGCAUCAAAACAAUUGAUGAUAUGCUUUUGUAUUUGGAGAUAAUAGACACUUUCCUACUGAAUUGUCUGACACAGGCCAUAAUGAUCAAAUGGCCUAUGGCACUUCCUAUAGUCAACAGAACAGUCAUAAUUAAUUUGAUGAUCCUGCUGCACUUCCUGUAUGAUAUGAGGCAAAAAUAAAAAUAUGAUAUUUUCGUAUGAACUUAUUAAGGAUUUAGGAGUAUGCCAGUUUUCAUUGAAUGCAUUAUUUUUCAUCUUUCUAAAAGUAGUUAUGUAUUGUAGGUACUCAAGCUUAUUGUGGAAGAACUGCUUCCCAUUUGCUUCUACAGCAAGGAGAUGUUAUACAUCCAUUUACUGGUCAGUUUCUUUAGUGAAGCCAUGAUGUUGAAGCUUCAUUUUAUGGGUGUUACCUUUAGGCUUCCAUUUUAAAAAUACACUUUGUAUUCAUGUUUAGUUGCACAGUAAUGUGUGCAACACUGAAGUUUGCAGUUUUGUGUGUGAAUAUUUGGCUUAUGAUAUUAUAAACCAUGAGUUCAUCUAAAUCCAUAAUUAUAUGCAGUCAUGCAGUCAUCAGUAUCAGUAUGUUCUUCAUCCAUGAUUUUAGUCACUUAGGUUCAGUUAAUAUAACUAUUUGAAUGUGACAUGGAACAAGCACUUAAUACUGGAUUUUCUGUCAUCAGAUAACUGGAGUUUAAUAUUUUGGCUAAAAUUGAUGCUAUGAGAAUUAAUGAUUUUUAUGUAAUGCUCAAAUUCACUAUUAUUUUACAGUUUGUUAUUACAUUAAAAUAGUAUAGACAGGUAGUUGUCAACAAAAGGUAACAGCUAUUCACUAUCUUAAACAAAAUAUUUUAUCAAGAAAAUUUUUUGCUGAGGAAACUAGAAGUGUAUGCUAGCAUAGUAGUAAUAUGAUAUAAUUCGUAAAGGCAUGCUCCAGAACUACAAGACUGCAAGCAAAAAUAGGCUAGUUUUUUUACAGCACUUCCAAGCAUAUGUAAUGUAUAUUGACUUAAAACUGCCAUCAGUUAAUAAUACAUGUAGUAACCAUCUAUGACUGUUUGCUGUAGCAAAAGAAAUUAUUUUCAUAUUGUAAGGGAGUGUAUUUCAUCUCACUGUUUAUAAUUUCAGUUAUCAUUAUAUUUGUCACCAUUGUAAGUGAACAUUAUGGUGUUUGUAUAAUGCAUGUAAUGAACACACCACCUUGGAAUAAUUGAUCUCUUUGUAUAAUGAGGACCCUUGUCCAGAUCCAUGUUACCUGAGCUAACUUCCUUUCCCUCAUUUUUUUUUAUCAUAUUAUUUGUUACUGUACAGCUCAAUUACAUUAUUUCAGCAUUUGCCAAUUGUAAUUUUAACAGUGUAGAAAACUUUUAAUAAGAGAAUGUAUCAUUUUGCAUGUAAAUGUAUAAAGUAUAAACUAUGCUAUGGGCUGUGAAUUUGGUUGUACAUUUCGUGCAAAAUAAGGAUAACGGAGACAUAUAAGUGUUCUUGUACAUCACUUUUAGCUGGUUAAUGUUUGUUGUUACCAGUAAACUUAAGACUGACUUCAGACAGUUGUAUUUGGAUCGAUGAAUUUGUCAGAUGUCAACUUUUUAAGUUAUGACAACAAUGUUUAAAAUUAGAAUUUCCACCAAUUUGAAUAAAGCAGUUUUACAAAACA